Messenger RNA from Puccinia triticina, 1038 nucleotides. RefSeq lists its product as uncharacterized. Gene Ontology annotation, molecular function: hydrolase activity; RNA 7-methylguanosine cap binding. Lineage: Eukaryota; Fungi; Basidiomycota; Pucciniomycetes; Pucciniales; Pucciniaceae. Bases 1 to 1038 code for a protein of 345 amino acids. Gene Ontology annotation, biological process: deadenylation-dependent decapping of nuclear-transcribed mRNA. Gene Ontology annotation, cellular component: P-body; nucleus. The transcript has 6 exons. The record is from RefSeq and is a predicted model, not a curated record.
AUGGAACCCGACCAGCCCAAAAGCCGUGUCGAGGAGCUGUUCCGAUUGUUUAAAUUCGAAAAGGUUCUCAAUGAAGAUCCAAGCCACCAUACGAUCAACUUGUUAGGCACGAUAGAACUCACCGACGAUGAACAGGCCACACGAAAGGCCCGAGACGAGGCUGAAGUUCCGUUGACAAAGACGGCAAUAAUGAUCAUCAAUAAAACCCAUUUCUCCAACCAGCUGGAAAUCUUAGAAAACAUCAACUCGCCAGAUCAGAUCCAAGACAUCAAAACCAUCGGCCAAAAUGAUGUGUAUCUCUGGUCUCUGGCCUGGUUCAAUCCACACCGGAAGUUGAUCGAGAACUCCCCCGAUCUCAAGGUCUCAAUGAUCUUCCCAGCUACUGAAGUCCAUAUCCGAAAGUAUUCAAAACAAAUCAACAAGAUAAUCAGAGAGACCCCAGAAUUAUACCAGCAAGUUGUCGCACCUUACAUCAGAAACAUACCGCCAACUCGCCUAUCAUGGCUAUAUAAUAUCCUCGAUCAUAUCACUGAGUCCGAUAAGAUUGUUUACGAAGAUCCAUCGGAAACCGAAGGCUUUAUGAUCAUCCCCGACUUAAAAUGGGACCAGACCACGCUUUCCUCGCUGUACUUAUUGUGCAUUGUUAGAAACCGACAGAUCCAUAGUCUGCGUGACUUAUGUCCUAGCCAUCUAGGAAUGUUGAGGGCCAUCCGGGCCAGAGCUUCGGAAUCGAUCGAGAAGAAGUUCAAUGUACCCGCGCGAGAGUUGAGAAUGUUUGUGCAUUACCAACCUAGCUAUUAUCAUUUCCACGUCCACAUCACCCAUGUCAACCAUCUGGGGUUCCAAGGAAUCACAGCUGGACAAGCGCAUUUAUUGGACGAGAUCAUCGACAAUUUGGAGCUCGAACUCCAUCAACAAAGCCUUCAGACUUCUAGUCCUCCUCCUCUUUCCUCUUUCUAUCAAUCCAAGACUUUGACUUAUGCCCUUGGUUCUAAUCAUCCUUUGUUUGAGGGUUUAUGGUCCCGUCAAGAAGUUUGA